Molecule: messenger RNA, 3121 nt
Organism: Lobosporangium transversale
Lineage: Eukaryota; Fungi; Mortierellomycota; Mortierellomycetes; Mortierellales; Mortierellaceae
Exons: 4
Coding region: 1-3090 (1029 amino acids)
Source: RefSeq, a predicted model, not a curated record
AUGUUUGGCCCACUCUCGAUUUUCACUCUUAACAUUACCCUGGCAGUCCUUCAGUUCCUACUGUUCGCCGCAGUAGGGGCCAUUCUUGCCAUCUAUUCACGGUUCGGGGACCAGUAUGCCAACAGUAUCCGAUGGACUCGUCAAGGAGGAUACGUAGAGAUGAUCAGUUCACUUUACGACUCGUUUCAUAUUGUCCCAAGCCGUACAAAAUGCAUUAUGGUGAUCACUAUCUUGGCAAGUCUUGUAGCUGGCCUCGGCUGGUCUACAUCAAUCCGAUACGGCGAAAAUAUUACCGAGGCCAUGAGCUUGUUAAUCAACAGUACUAGGAACAUUCCAACAGCUGACGCCAGUAGUGGACGAUUAUAUAUUCCGCGAUUGACAGAGUAUGAAAUUGUUUGUGCACAAUCCAACGUUCAGUUCCUGGAUCAUGAUGUUGCCUUACCCACUCAAGGAGGAUGCUCCAAUACAUAUAUCGGCUUUACCACAACUUCGGUUAUUUCCUACCAUACCACAAUCGUUUUGCAGAGAUUUCCUAACCGAUGGAGUAUGGUUAUUCCAGGAGGGGAAGAACUGCAUGACGCGAGCUUGAGCAUCAACUUUGAGAACCGAGGCAUACUCUGCGUUCUAGGCGAAAUCAACAUACCAUCUUUCGCUAUCUCGAAUAAAGCCAAAGUGAAUCGUCUUCCCAGGACUAUCACAACGAAAUGUGUUCAUGAGGAUGGGGAUGUUUCAGUUGUGGCUGCCACAACUGUACAUUUUUCUGAAGGGUUUCAGUCAAGGCUUAACAACACAACCACAAGAUUUUUCCAGGAAGAUGAUGAAAUUUUUCAGGCCAUGGAUGAACUUAUCAAAAGGACAGUUCCAUCAGACACGGACAUGGAUCGCCCUACAAUGUUAGCCAAAGUGAGGAUUCGUGGAACUAUGCUCGACACUGUGAUCUGUGUUUUUUCUAUCGUUGUAGGUUUACAAUAUCCUUUAAAUGCCAUGAUGAUUGAACAUGUCCCUCCCAUAAUCCAUGGUGAACGGUCCUUAGUCUCGAAUUCUCAACUCCAGGAUGAUACAGUGGCUGCAUCUCGACUCAUGGCACUGCUGGGACAAAACUUUCAUAAUGAUUUUGAAUCCGAGGAAUCCGAGAAGCUCUAUGUGAUCUACGAUGUCUUUUAUCCAGAAAAAGGACUAGAGAUCCCAAAGUGGCUAUUGAUUGUCAUUCUCGUACUCAUGGUUGUCUGCUUCUGUUUAUGGACCUUGGCAGAGGGGCUUCUGGACAGGAAAUACACCAGCUCACUUUACAAGACUAUUUCUAUUCAAUUGUCCCCUUAUAAUCAAGCGUCUGCGCCUUGGAUCAUGCGAGUAGAUGUCGAACCAAUGAAGUUUGAGGAUAUACCAAUCGUAUCUAUACAGGAGGAGAUGGGAAAGAACACAGAGCCCAAAGAUACCAAUGCCUUAUUGAUGGAUAGUCCCUUCAGUCCUCCAGUUCUUGCUGGUUGCCGCAGUAGGCCUAUUCUUCCCAUCUAUUCACAGGUCGGAGACCAGUAUGCCAACAGUAUCCGAUGGGGUCAUCAAGGGGGUUACAUGGAGAUGAUCAGUUCGCUUUACAACUCGCUCUAUAUUGUCCCCAGCCGUACAAAAUGCAUCAUGGUGAUCACUAUCUUGGCAAGCCUUGUAGCUGGCCUGCUCGAUAAAGGUGUGGCUCGCUUCAUCUCUCCAGCAGAAAGACUCAUUAAAGGCGACAGCAUCUUAGAGAUCACACCACAGAUUAUCACUAUCGGCCCUGAAAUAACCUUCAGCGGUUGGUCUAAAUCAAUCCGAUACGGUGAAAAUGUUACAGAGGCUAUGGGCUUGUUGAUCAACAGCACUAAGAACAUCACAACCGCUGAGGCGAGUAGUAGAAGAUUGUAUAUUCUGCGACAGACAGACUACGACAUUGUUUGUGCACAAUCCAACGUUCAGUUUACGGUCAAGCAGAUGGCCACUCCUCCACUCGGUAGUGAAAAAUGCUCUGAAACAUCAGUUUACUUGCAGACUGAUCUAGAGGCUCCUUCCUACAACAUCACAAACGUUGUGCAGGGAUCUUCUAAUCAAUGGAGUGUAGUUAUCACAGGAGGGAAAGAACUAGGCGGUACGGCUGUGGGAAUCGAAUUUAGGAACCAAGGCGUGAGCUGCGGUUUGGGUGGACUCAACAUGCCAUUUCUUUCUUACUUGCAAAGCAAGAUGAAUACACUUCCUAGUACCGUCAUCAAAAAAUGUGUUCAUGAGAACGGUGAUGUCUUAGUGAUGGCUGCCACAGCUGUAAAGUUCUUAGGAUUUAAUGGAUCAAUACCUAGUGAUUCAAUCGAAGAAGUUUUCCAAGGAGCGGACGAGAUCUUCCAAGCCAUGAAUGCACUCAUCAUCAGGACAGUUACAUCUCGAGACAAAUAUCCUACACUUCUAGCUGAAGUGAGGAUCCGUGGACCCAUGAUUGACAUCGUGCUUUGCACUUUUGUAAUCUUUUUUCGCUCUCCAUUGCCUAUAUGUCUGUACUCUGUCAUCAAUCUCUUGGUCGUGAGGCCAAAAGAGCAAAUAGUCCAUAACGUGAAAGCAAGAAGUAACUGGCGUCCUUUACCCGAUCGUUAUGGUGGAAAUGACAUGGUGAUUGAGCAUUUUCCUCCUAUAAUUCAUGGUGAACGGGCCUUGGCCUCGAUCCCUCAGCUUCAGGAUGAUACAGUGGCUGUGUCUCAAUAUAUGGCGUCGUUGGGGCAUAACUUUUAUAUGGAUUUUGAUGGCCGAAAGGCCUAUGUACUCUAUGAUGUCUUUACUCCGGAAAAAGGCCUAGAAAUCCCAAUGUGGUUGUUAGUCUUCAUUAUCGUGGCCAUGGUGGCUUGUUUCUAUGUAUGGGUCUUGACAGAGUUGCUCCUGGAUGGAAAAUAUACCAGUUCGCUUUACAAGACCAUUUCUAUCCAAUUGACGCCUCAUAAUCCAGUGUCUGCGCUAUGGAUUAUGCGAGCGGAUAUACACCCAAUGGCGUUUGAGAGCAUACGAGUUGUGCCUAAACAGGAAGAGAUGGAAAUGAACACAGGCAGCACAAAGUCUUUAUUGACGAACAGCCCCUAGCUUCCUUAUUUGCAUCCCCCUUCUGCACUCU